Molecule: messenger RNA, 1380 nt
Organism: Drosophila serrata
Lineage: Eukaryota; Metazoa; Arthropoda; Insecta; Diptera; Drosophilidae
Biological process (GO): central nervous system development; neuron differentiation; regulation of transcription by RNA polymerase II
Cellular component (GO): nucleus
Molecular function (GO): RNA polymerase II cis-regulatory region sequence-specific DNA binding; DNA-binding transcription factor activity, RNA polymerase II-specific
Source: RefSeq, a predicted model, not a curated record
AUGCUGCAGAAUCCUUCCAAAUAUCACGCAAAUCCUUUGUCACACUUCUUGGCAUUGCAUAACACGCAAGCCAGCGGCGGGGUGGGCGUGGGUGUGGGGGGAAUCCCUGCACAUGGUCAACCGCAUCAUGCGCUGCCCACAGCAGCGCUGGCAGCCGCUGCAGCGGCGGCCGCCGCAGUCUCAGCGGGUCAGAGUUCAUACCAAAUGGAGCACCAUCAGCAGCAUCAUAAUUUACAACAGCAUCAUCUGCAGCAGCAUCAUCAUCAUCAGCAGCAACACCAGCAGCAGGACAACCAUCUACACCCACCGACGACGACUGGGAGCAACAGCAGUAGUCACAGCAGCAACAGCAACACCAGCAAUAGCAACAAUAGCCACACUAACAGCAUUAACAUCAACCACCGGGAGCAGUUGGCGGCGGCCGCCACUGCGACGUCGCACGCGCAGCUCAUCGAGGCGGCAGCGGCGCAUUCCUCCCUCGACGUGGGCAAGUCCUUCACCAUUGCCGCCAUUUUGGGUCUGCAGAACCAACGCAAGGACUACAACAACGCCAUCAAUCUGUCACUACACGACAACAACAACAACAACAACAACAACAGUGGCAACAAUAGCAGCAGCAACCACAACACUAACAACGGCCAGAGUAUAAACAACUUUAAUUGUGAUAGCAGCGCCGGCAGUGGCCGCUACUUGCAAGGCGGACAACAUUCGCACACGCAUCCGCAACAGGCGGGAUUCGCAGCCGUAGCCGCCGCUGUAGGAGCAGCUCCUUCCGCGUUGCAGAGCCUGCAGCAGCUCCACCAACAACACCAUGCCCAGCAGCAGGCCUCUCUUAGCUUUCAGCGGGAGAAGCUAAAGUCAGAGUCCCAUAAGAAAAGCGCACUGAAGAACAAGCGCGUCCGCACUAUUUUCACACCCGAGCAACUAGAGUGCCUGGAAGCUGAGUUCGAACGGCAACAGUAUAUGGUCGGGCCCGAGCGGCUCUAUCUGGCGCACACGCUGAAGCUGACGGAGGCACAGGUGAAGGUAUGGUUCCAGAACCGGAGGAUCAAGUGGCGCAAGCACCACCUGGAGCUCACCCAGCAGCGGCUGGCGUUGAUUCGACAAACACAGCUACCCGGUUCCGCGAUAUUGGGCAAUCAGGUGUCCGGUUGUACAGCGAAUCCAGUGGGACACUCUGCUUCCACGGAUCUUACAGCCGGCAUUGCAGCUUCGCCAAGGAGCUUGCCAGAGGAGGAGGAUAACGAGGACAGUAAGCAAUCGCUUUCGUUGUCCGGUGCAAUGCCAUCGAUGAGUCGGGCUCAAUCCGAGUCGGAUCUAUCCAUUUGCAAUGAUUCCCUAGAUGGUGACAGUCUUAUGGAUGGCAGCGAAGAAGCUUAA